Messenger RNA from Truncatella angustata, 971 nucleotides. RefSeq lists its product as uncharacterized. The record is from RefSeq and is a predicted model, not a curated record. The transcript has a single exon. NCBI's taxonomy places the organism in Eukaryota, Fungi, Ascomycota, Sordariomycetes, Amphisphaeriales, Sporocadaceae. Bases 210 to 740 code for a protein of 176 amino acids.
AAAAUUUCCAAUCCUGAAAACCUAUGACCGACGUAUAUAUAGUGCAUGGAAGAACCCCUUAUUGUGAGGAGCAUGAACCCUAGCACAUACACAGCCAAUUCAACCAUCUCAUAUCCUCUUGCACUCACAAAUACACCAUUUAGAAACAAAAUCAUCAUCUCAGCCAUCUCUCGCCCCAGCUUUAGUCUUCAAUCAUAAGGCCUAUCUUCAUGAUGGCGUUCAGAGCAGCUAUUACCACCCUCCUUUUUGGCUCAGCCAUGUUGCAUAGCGUCUCGGCAAUGGCACCUGAGGGCUUCACUGAGAUUGUUCGCAGAAAGGGAGGAGACCCCGAGUGCUCAUUCUCUGAUAAAGAGUCCGUCGAUUGCUGGAAGCUUACUGACUCCGACAACGGAAAGACAGCAUGCAUAGGUUGGGUCACCGGAGGUUUCACUUGUAAGCCAUGGAAGGAGGAGGUAUUCGAUGAUCUGAAAGAAGCCGUGAAGAAGCAGGCCACUACAGACGGACAGUGGAAGACCAGCACACAAGGACACUGGUUGGCCGGCUGGCAGCUUGGGAGCUCGGCCACUGCCGACCAAAAGAACUUUGGUGACAAGUUUGCCUUCCUGCUCGACGACGUGAGGAAGGAGCCCGAGGGCAAGUGGAACCAGGGUUUCAAGAGAUGGUACUACAGCUACGACUCGGACUUCAUCGUCAUCGACUGGAACAACGGCUGGUCAAACCAAUGCGACCAGGAGGCGUAGAAUGACUUUCCAGUCACCUGAACACUCGGAUAUUUUGAUAUACGGUACGGAAUUGUACGCAGUUUAUGCGUUGAUAUAUGACACGCAAUUAUGAGCGAUUUUUGCGCGGAUACACGAUACAGGUUUAUGAGCAAGUCUUGAAAUUUUAGUACACAUUUGCAGCGCAUGUCCCAGUAUUUCUUUUAUUUAGACGACGGCUUUACUGUCCUUAACAUGAAUGGUAUCUUCUAA